Planococcus citri (citrus mealybug) is the source of this 3564-nucleotide messenger RNA. Its product is annotated as monocarboxylate transporter 10. Gene Ontology annotation, biological process: transmembrane transport. The record is from RefSeq and is a predicted model, not a curated record. Gene Ontology annotation, cellular component: membrane. Bases 1167 to 3068 code for a protein of 633 amino acids. Gene Ontology annotation, molecular function: monocarboxylic acid transmembrane transporter activity. Lineage: Eukaryota; Metazoa; Arthropoda; Insecta; Hemiptera; Pseudococcidae. The transcript is spliced from 7 exons.
AUGAAAGAGAGACGCAUUGCUCUAGAAAUGUGUACGCGAUAGCGAUACUUCGCCAGUUAGUGACUCAACAACAAUCCAUCCGAAUCCGAUCGGUGGUGGCUGCAGCUUGCGAUCUGCAUAAUACUCGUACUCGUACGUUUACGUCUACGUACCGCGAUGCCGAUUCCGAUGCCGGUUCCUCGUUCGUAUUACAAAUAUAUUGUCCAGCUUCAAACCUAAACCUAUAUGGUGAUAGGUACGACGAAGCGUUCAGUUUUCUUUUCGUAUUUUUACGAUUCGUUUCGUACUCGUCGCGUACGCGCGUAGAUCGUACAUACGUGUUGCGUAAUUGUCACGAUUGGGAUCACGAGAUAGGGCAGGGCACGUGGGCAUGGUGUGAAGUGCGGAGUUUGCUCGUUUCGUUCGUAUUUUCCUACGUACUACUCGCUAUUCGUACAUUACACUCGCUCUCGCAUGGUACGUGUGUAAAGAUCGUGCAAGUUGCAUAUUUUCAUCCUCAUCCUGCCGUGUGAUACUUACUCGUAAUGUACGGUAUCAUUAGGAUAUAAUUUUUCGGAAAAUGUUGGCGUUUAGCGUGAACCGGUUCGCGUCCCAUCUGCCCAUCGUGGUCGUCGUAUCGCAUUCGAAUAAUUGUUGCGCAUAGUGUCGCGGUGUGACAUGUUUUCGUCGACGAAAUGCUCGGACUCGACGUCAAAGGCGAUCCCGGUCAAGCAUGCGAUUGCGGUUCUUCACCGAGUCAGCUAUUGCCAUUGCCGUUGCCGUUUCUGUUUCUCUUAUUGCGAUCAUCAUCAUCAUCGCUGUCGCUGUUGCUGAUGCGGCUGUUGUUCAUUGUGAAGCCGAAAUACUCGCUGUACGAGUAAAUGGCCAUCGGCAACCAGCCUCCAGACGAUGAUUCUUCUAGUGUACCUACGUUAAUUACGCGAUAACAUCGGUGGUUGGUGGUUGAUUAACUAUGUACAUAGGUGUAAUCGGGCUGCCAAUAUUGUCAUUGCAGAGCAUCAUCGCUGGUGUUAGGUGCGCCAAGUGACCAGUUGCACCUGUGGUCGCGCUAGACAUGUACUCGUACUCGUAUUCGUACGCGGGGUCGUUGUGGUGCUGGUGGUUGUUUUCGCUAUCUUCUACUACGUACGUUGAUACGUAACGUAACGUAACGUAACGUAACACUAAUGGUGGAUAACAACAGUGGUAUUGCAGUGCCGGGCUUGUUUCGAUCGCGUUCACUACCGCAGCUGUUGUACGCUACAGACUCGGGCGUCGGCAGUUUCAGCGACGCUGGCGGCCAGCAUCAGACAACCGCCGCUCAAAGAUCGCACGGCGAUUUCAGGCAGCUCCUUACGCUCAAACAGCACUACUACCCGGAAGGCGGCUGGGGAUGGUUUAUAGUUGCCUGCGCCGUUCUCGUGCAGACCCUCGCUCACGGCUUGCAGGUCGCUUCCGGCGUUCUAGUCAUCCAGUGCCAAAACAAAUUCGGAUCGGAGGUCGUACAGCAAGCAGGAUGGCUAGGUGCAAUGUCAACGGCGGUCGCCUUGUUCAUAUCGCCGGUGACGAUAUCGUUUUGUCGAAGAAAAUCGACUCGUUUGACGGCUGUGAUGGGUGGUUUAGUCACCGCUUUGGGAUGUCUGUUCACGUCUUUUGCGACGCAAUUCCAUCAACUCUUUUUCAGCUACGGCACCGUAAUAGGUGUCGGCGUUGGCCUAACUCGUGAUUGUUCAACUUUAAUGGUGGCCCAGUAUUUUAAACGUCGCAGAGAAUUCGUCGAGAUAUUCAUCGUUUCCGGCAGUGGCCUCGGAAUAUCCGCCAUGUCAGCUUACUUGCAAGUCGCCAUAACGCGCAUCGGUUGGAGGUAUGGUCUUCAGCUUAUCACGGUGACUGUUUUCCUGACGUUCUUCCUCGCCACCUGCUACAGAUCGGCGUCGCUGUACCAUCCGCAACGCAGAGCUAUACUGCAUUUGAAGAAUCAAAAGCGUAAAAUUAAGGAUAAAAAUAAAACGGAUGAUAAACCGCCGUUCAUCGACUACAGUACGCUCAAGAGUAAAACUGUACAGAUACUUUUACUGUCGACUGGUAUCAGCGCAUUGGGUAUCAAUACCCCUAUAUUUCAUUUGGCGUAUCAAGCCGAACAAGACGGCUUAACCGAUUCGGUAUUCUGGUUCCAAGUGUACAUGGGCAUCGCGUGGACAGUCGGAUGCGUUACAUUCGGAACGAUCGUGGUGCAUAAUUCGGCGGAAUGCCGCAUCGGCAGACAGUACCUGUGCCAGGCGUCUAUAUUCAUGUGCGCGCUAGCCAUCCUAGCAUUGACCACAGUUCAAGGCAACCGCCAAGGAUACAUGCUGUUCGUUUGGAUAUACGGCAUAUUUUGCGGAGGAUACAAUUACUCGCUGAAAAUGUACACUUACGAGCGCGUCCGAGCCCGUAACUUUGCCCGUACUUGGGGAUUCGUGCAAUGCUCGCAGUCUAUUCCCAUCGUCGUCGGCGUACCUUUGUCUGGCUACAUAAACGUGGAGUAUGGCGAAAAAACCGGCUACUAUUUCAGUUCAUCGUGCGCUAUCCUCGGAUGUCUGGUUCUAUUCAUGGUGGACCUGCACAAACGCAAACUUACCAGACAUAAACACCACGAAGAAAGCGGCGGCGGCGGCGGUGGCAGCGGCAGCAAAAAACUAUGCGCUUCGGACGCGUGUCCACGACGUCGCAAACUCUCAUUCACUGCCGAACCGGAAGAAGUGCUGGUUGUAGAGCCAGCCGCCAAUUCGCAUCCGGACAAGCCCGAACUGACUUGCAUCUCGGAAGAGGGCAUCGCCGAUAUGGACUUACCCGAUAAUCUGCUCGACGACUUGGAUUAUAUCGGCGACUGCAUAACAUCUUGUAACAAGGUCGAGAAUUACCUUAUGCUGAGCGAAUUCGAGAAUAAUCUCAUAGCCGAGAUGCCCGUCAUUAUGGAUCGCAAAGGUAGACGAUGGUCACUCGCUAAACAAACUGCUGAAGAAGAACCAUCCAAGUCGACAGGUAAAUGGCGUUUGGUAGCCGGAGCGAAUCGUUUGAUAACCGUUAUUGACGAAGCUUCCGUUUGAAUAAUGCGUUAUUUUGUUUGUUUUAUUAAUUUACAUUUUUAUUUGUUUAUUUAUUGAUUUGUAUUAUUUAUACCUUAAGUAAUAUAUUUUAAGCAUUUAUUCUUUGACAAUAUUAGAUUUAUUUGUACAAUUUGACCGGAUGUUCCUUUUUUUUUUUUAUUCCAUUUCGCCCGGCAACGAGUCGUAUAUUGUAUCUAUACUAUACCUACUUUUCAUUUACUUACCUACUUGUAUGAGUGUGAACAAACGAGUACUUUUUGAUUUGUUUUAUACUGUACGUUUUAUUGAUUUAAUAUUGAAGUGGUGCUAAGAUGUUUUCUCCGUUUCUCACAAUGAUUAUUAUGAUUUCAACUGCAUCAUUCAUAAAGCAUCUGUCAUUUUGUUUUCAUUUUCAUGUUUGUCAAUGGUUUAGUUAAUUCAUGUUUUCCACUUGUUGUUGAGAUACUGUUGUUGUACCAAAAGAAAUGAAAGUAAAAAAUGUUUUGUAGUGUGUUAA